AUGUACUGGAUCGGGACACUUUUUAUCAUUAUAGCAAUAUUCUAUGAUAAUACAGCGAAUGGAAUAGAUAUAGGUUAUCCAACAGUAGCCCAAGCUGGUUUUCAUCAUAAUGCAUUACUCUACAUUGAUGGGGAUCAUUCGCCAGAAAAAUUAAUGUUAUGGCUAACAGGCUCAUAUGAAUUUAUCGAGUCUCGUAAUGUUAUUUUCGAUACAAUUACACUAAUUGCUGAAAAUACACUGUCAGGUGCUUCAACGGCAUAUUCAACCAAUAAACAAGAUUGGAUGUGGCUUCUUGAAACAAAACUUUUUAGUACAUAUGGUGUUCUAUCGAAUUUGACGCACGCUCUGAAUCAAUUAGACAAGAUAAAUAAAACAUUGCAAGUCAUUAUCAUGAUCCCAUAUAUCGAUUCAAUUGGACAACAGAAUUUUUCACUAAACAUGGAACUUAUCUCUUCAAAAUCAUCGUCAACAAGCUAUCCAAUGUCUGGUUAUGCAUUUGCUUCACCAUUAAUGCAAGGAACAUUUAAUGCUGGCCGACUACGUGCGACUGCUAAACUUGCUCAACAGUAUGGUUUAGGUGUCGAAAUAGAAAGUCAUCAAGGAUCAAGUACAGACUACGAAAUAGCACUUUUACAAAAUUAUUUAGCACAAGGUUACAUUGAUGGCUAUCAAUAUGUACCAACUGCUUAUUUUCUUGGUAACUAUGAAAGUGUAGCUCGAUCGCAAAAAGCUUGUGAUCUUCUGCAAAAGUAUACAUCUAGCAUUUGUAUUGAACCAACAUUUAUUUCGAAUGCAAAAUGGUCCUGGACAAAAAAUCCGAUUAUUCAAGCAAAAAUCGGCGUAUCAUCGGAUAUGAGACCCAGUGGUAUUCGAAUUAAUUGGUCGCCCAAACACAAAUAUUGGUUUGGUCGAGUUGUAGUGGAAGGCGCGAAAACUAGGCGCGAUGAAGAUUGGCCAAGUACAUUAUUACCAUUUUCAUUGUUACCAUUAGAAAAAAUCCUAUCGAUUCGAGUAGUGUUUAUUGGUUCGAGUUGGUUACCUUCACUUGCUAAUGAAGAUCUUAUUAUUGAACAAAUACCCAACGGUAUUGCACUUCAAGCGAGUACCGGUGCUCCAUAUCGUAUAUCACCUUCAAUGUUUUCUUAUAAUCCUCAAUAUGGUGACACAACAAUGAAAACUUUGUCAAAUUUUAGUCGUGGUUUACUCACUGAUGAUCAAUGGUCAAAUGGCCAAUGGGAACCAACAAUGUCUGUUGACUGGUUGGACAAUACCUAUACUCAUUCCUAUAUACGCAUAGCACUCGAUUUUACGGCUAUAAUGAAUAUCAAUGAAAUUAUAGUUCGUUUACAUGGUGGUUCAUAUGGAUCUAUUAAUUGGCCUAAUACGGCGCGUCUACUUGUUAGUUCUGAUUGUGUACCAUUUUCAUCGUAUAGUUCAUCUGAUUGUACUGUAAAAAGUUAUCCAUGUACCGAUCGUAUUAUAACUGGUAGUAAAAACACUGAUCAAGGAGGUUUGUUAUUGUUUAAAGUUUCGAGUUCUUUUCGUUGGGCAAAACUCGAAUUUCAACCAAAUGCUUGGCUUAUGAUUGACGAAGUACAAGCAUUUGUUAAUGGAAAUGAUAUUUCACAUUUAGUUAAUUAUUAUUUUCUUACACCACCGACUUCAAAACCAGUAUCCUCAAGUGACGGUGCUUAUCUAGACGAUGGCGUUCGUCUUAAUGAUGGCGCCAUAGCUGGUGUACUCGGUCCAAUUACAGGAUGGAUGAAAAGUGAAUUACGUACGAUUACGAUUGAUUUAUUAAUCAAUGGAAAUAUUCGCGAAACAUCUGUUUGGGCAUUAAUUAAACCUGACUGGGCGAUUAGUCCACCACGAUCGGUGAUAGUCAGUACGAGUUUAGAUGGUAUCAAAUGGAUAUUAUUUGGUCAACAAGGACAAAUGCAAUUAGGCGAACGUAUGUUAGAUGCUCAACAUUUAUUUAUUACUACUGCAAAUUCAACUCUGACUCGAUAUAUAAAAUUUGAUUUUGUUAUCGAUGAGGUAUCACCAGGAUGGUGGACUAUGGUACCUGAAUUAACAGCUACAAAAAAAUUAGUCUUAUUGUUUCUUUUUAUUUAA
Molecule: messenger RNA, 2115 nt
Organism: Rotaria socialis
Lineage: Eukaryota; Metazoa; Rotifera; Eurotatoria; Philodinida; Philodinidae
Source: the annotation of a GenBank genome assembly